CCCUAGAAAGUCUUUGUCAAGGGACACCACACUGUAUUAACAAGCUCAACAUGGCUUCGUCACGAAAGAAACGUGUUGUUGAUGAAACGGCAUCAGACUGCGACGAAGUUGCCGAGGAUAUGAGUGACGAAGAUACUGACGAAAGCGAAAAUGAAUUUAUGAAUCAGGAAGUUCAGGUGGAAUUUGAAGCUUGUAUGCCACAGGAUUCAGACUUCGCAGGUAUAAAAACUUUGCUACGACAGUUGUUUCUUAAAGCAAAUGUCAACUUGUCAGAGUUGGCAGACAUGAUCAUUUCACAGAACUAUGUUGGCAGUGUUAUCAAGCAAAUAGAUGCAGAGGAAGAAGAUGAUAGUUCCAUGGAUGAUGACAGUGGUGAUACUGUGUUUGGUCUUGUAACCAUUAUCAAUCUUGCAGAUAAGAAGGAUAAAGACUGCAUACAAAAGAUCAUAUCGAUGUUGACAUCAAAGAGCAAAUCUGUCAGCCCCCAAGAUGGGCAGAAGAUAGAAGAGCUCUUCAGCAAUCCAAAUGAAACAGUUGGCCUUCUCAUCAAUGAACGUUUCAUCAAUAUACCUUAUCAGAUCACCCUUCCUGCUAUGCAGUCCCUCAGAAAGGAUAUUGAAAAAGCCAACAAAAAGCAAAUGCCUUUUACAUUUACAAAAAUUCUGCUCCUAUGCAAGACAUAUAGAUACAAGAUUGAGGAUAAGGGGCAAGUACCAUCAUUGUUCUUUUCCAAUCCAGAGGAGGAAUUUUUGGUAGAGAUGAGUGACCUGAGUGUGACCUGGUCUGUGGCAUCUGAGCGAGAUGGUGUGUCUGAGAAAAAGUGGGAUGAAGAUGACAUGGAGGCCACAAGGACGGUUCUAGUUCUUGGAGUGGACAAACUUGACUCUUUCAUUGAAAGACUAAAAAGUGAAUUGGCCCAAUAGGUUUUCUUUAAAGUAAAGCAACUUUUGACCUUUGGUUUGGUUGCUUGUAUGUGUGUAUGCUUUUUUUAAAAAUUAUAUGAAGGUUUUGACUCAAAGAAUAGGAAAAAGGAAUGUAGCAAGCAACAAAGGUGCAGCAUUUAAAUAGGACAGUCAAUUUCAUAGCUUAAACUGGGGAGAAGUGACAAGCUACUGUAUUUAUAAAUAGGGGAAAUACUAUAAUUAUAAAAAUUUUAAAGCUUUAAAUGAUGUUGAUUUUAAUUAAAAUAUAUGAAUUUAUGACUUUCAUUUUCUGAAAAUAUGGUCUAUGUAAAUAUUUUUGCAAGAAAAGAAAGCCUGUGAAAUAAAGAGGUUUAAACACAGA
This is a messenger RNA of Pomacea canaliculata, 1284 nucleotides long. RefSeq names its product protein BCCIP homolog. The record is from RefSeq and is a predicted model, not a curated record. The transcript has 7 exons. NCBI's taxonomy places the organism in Eukaryota, Metazoa, Mollusca, Gastropoda, Architaenioglossa, Ampullariidae. Bases 51 to 923 code for a protein of 290 amino acids. Gene Ontology annotation, cellular component: nucleus.